GAGCUCCCGCAGCCCCCCGCAGCCCUCCGCAGCCCUCCGCAGCCCCCCAUAGCCCCCGCAGCCCCCGCUGCCCCCCAUAGCCCCUGCAGCCCCUGCCCCGCAUCGCACAGCCCGGCCGGGGCGCGGGAGAGCGGGGAACCAACCCCCCCCUUCAGAACACUGACCAAAUAAAGGUGAAUUCUUCGGCUUGAGCUGCGCUCCGGAGGGACCGAGAGGAGAUUUGCGUCCCUUCCAGCGGCCGGGAGAGGCGCGGGAGGUGCGGGGACAGCAUGGGCGGAGGGGCCGCGAGGAGCGGCCGCCCCCUGCGCCUGGAGCGGCUGCUGCUGCUGCUGGGGCUGUGCAGCUGGACGGCUGCCCUGCGAGGAAAUGAUAACAGUGAAGCCCUUCCAGAGUCCAUCCCAUCUGCUCCUGGAACUCUGCCUCACUUCAUGGAGGAGCCAGAUGAUGCCUACAUUAUAAAAAGCAACCCCAUUGUCUUACGCUGCAAGGCGAUGCCAGCUAUGCAGAUUUUCUUCAAGUGCAACGGUGAAUGGGUCCAUCAGAAUGAGCACGUGUCUGAGGAGAGCAUGGAUGAGACCACAGGACUGAAGGUUCGAGAGGUGUUCAUCAACGUGACCAGGCAGCAGGUGGAAGAUUUUCAUGGCCCAGAAGAUUACUGGUGUCAGUGUGUUGCGUGGAGCCAUCUGGGAACCUCCAAGAGCAGGAAGGCAUCUGUCCGCAUCGCCUAUCUACGGAAGAACUUCGAGCAAGACCCGCAGGGGAAGGAGGUUCCGAUCGAGGGGAUGAUCGUGCUGCACUGCCGCCCGCCCGAGGGAGUCCCUGCAGCCGAGGUGGAAUGGCUGAAGAAUGAGGAGCCCAUAGAUUCCAACCUGGAUGAGAACAUUGACACCAGAGCAGACCACAACCUCAUCAUUCGACAGGCACGUCUGUCUGACUCUGGGAACUACACCUGCAUGGCCGCCAACAUCGUAGCCAAGAGAAGAAGCAUGUCUGCCACAGUCGUGGUGUACGUUAACGGAGGCUGGUCGUCGUGGACCGAGUGGUCGAACUGCAACGCGCGCUGCGGCCGGGGCUGGCAGAAGCGAUCGCGGACCUGCACCAACCCUGCUCCUCUCAACGGAGGUGCCUUCUGCGAGGGAAUGUCCGUGCAGAAAAUCACCUGCACUUCUCUCUGCCCUGUGGAUGGAAGCUGGGAGGUGUGGAGCGAGUGGUCGGUGUGCAGCCCGGAGUGCGAGCACCUGAGGGUUCGGGAGUGCAUCGCACCGCCUCCGAGGAACGGGGGGAAGUACUGUGAGGGCUUGAAUCAGGAGUCAGAGAAUUGCACGGAAGGGCUCUGCAUUCAAGAUAAAAAACCUCUUCAUGAAAUAAAAUCCCAAAACAUUGAGGCCGCCAGCGACGUUGCCUUGUACUCGGGGCUGGGAGCGGCGGUGGUCGCCGUGGCCGUGCUGGUGGUCGGCGUCGCCCUGUACAGGCGCAGUCAGAGUGAGUACGGCGUGGAUGUCAUUGAUUCAUCUGCACUGACGGGAGGCUUCCAGACAUUUAAUUUUAAAACAGUCAGACAAGGUAACUCCCUGCUUUUGAACUCAUCCAUGCAGCCAGACCUGACAGUGAGCAGAACAUACAGUGGCCCCAUCUGCCUGCAGGAUCCCAUGGACAAGGAGCUGAUGACAGAGUCGUCGCUGUUCAACCCACUGUCAGACAUCAAAGUCAAAGUUCAGAGUUCAUUCAUGGUGUCCCUGGGGGUGACAGAAAGGCCUGAAUAUCAUGGGAAGGCACAUUCUGGAACUUUUCCUCAUGGGAAUAACAGAGCUUUUGGUACAAUACAGGCUAGAAACAAGGCUACAUAUAUUCAGAACUUGUCUUCUAUUUCAACAGCAAGUGAGCUGAAGACAACUGCCAUUUUUGGACACCUGGGUGGCCGUUUAGUGGUUCCAAACACAGGAGUCAGUUUGUUGAUACCACAUGGAGCUAUUCCUGAAGAAAGUUCAUGGGAAAUCUAUCUUGCCAUCACUCAAAAGGAGUCCAGCCUGCAGCCAGAAGGCACAGAUGUUCUUCUAGGACCAGAAGUAACUUGUGGCCCCUCGGAUGUGUCUGUCAGCACGCCAUUUGCCCUGACAAUACCACACUGUGCAGAAGUGAAUCCAGAGCACUGGAAUAUUCACUUGAAAAAAAGGACACAGCAAGGGAAAUGGGAGGAAGUGAUGUCUGUGGAAGAGGAAACUACUUCUUGCUACUGCCUGUUGGAUCCUUAUGCCUGUCACAUUCUCUUAAACAGCUUUGGAACUUAUGCUCUUAUUGGAGAACCGAUCUCUGACUGUGCCGUUCGACAGCUGAAAGUAGCGGUUUUUGGCUGCCUGUCUUGCAAUUCUCUGGAUUACAAUCUGAGGGUAUAUUGUAUGGAUAACACACCUUGUGCAUUUCAGGAGGUGGUUUUGGAUGAGAGGCUCCAGGGAGGUCAGUUGCUGGAAGAACCAAAACUCUUGCAUUUCAAAGGGAACACCUUCAGUCUUCAGAUGUCUGUCCUCGAUAUCCCUCCUUUCCUUUGGAGAAUUAAACCAUUUACUGCCUGUCAGGAGGUGCCGUUCUCCCGCGUGUGGGGCAGCAGCCGGCAGCCGCUGCACUGCGCCUUCUCGCUGGAGCGCUACACGCCCGCCACCACGCAGCUGUCCUGCAAGGUCUGCGUGCGCCAGCUCAAGGGCCACGAGCAAGUCCUGCACAUCCAGACAUCCAUUCUAGAGAACGAAAGAGAAGCCAUCACUUUCUUUGCACAUGAUGACAGCAACUUCCCUGCACAGAUGGGGCCAAAAGCAUUCAAAAUCCCCUACUCCAUCAGACAACGUAUCUGUGCAACCUUUGACACACCCAACGCCAAAGGCAAAGACUGGCAGAUGUUGGCACAAAAAAACAGCAUUAACAGGAACCUCUCCUAUUUUGCUAAACAAAGCAGUCCAUCUGCUGUCAUUUUGGACCUCUGGGAAGCCCAACAUCAACAUGAUGGUGACCUUGACUCCCUAGCAUGUGCUCUGGAAGAAAUAGGAAGGACACACUCCAAAAUCUCAGACAUAACAGAAACUGAGAGUGAGGAGCCUGACUUCAACUACAGCAGACAAAAUGGACUCUAGUCUCUUUGUUCCAUUCAAGAACCGAUGGCCAGCUUUGACUCUAACACUAGAAAUUCUCUUUGGCAGGGAGGAAAUGAGGGUUUCUGCACAGUGUGUAUGGAAACAGACAUUAAUUUUUACAAUGAAGUUUUCAGUUGGAGGAGCAGAAGCAGCCCUGUUAAAUAUCACCACAGUAAUAAGGAAAACACAAGCUUCUCCCUGUUCUCUGUCAUUGGAAGUUUAUGUUUUAAUGUCAAAACCAGAUCUACACAACUAUCUUUCCUGGGGCAGGAAGGAGUGAGACACAGAGCCAUUGAAAGGUAAAUAUUAUGACAUAAUGUGUUAGGAAACAGUAACGCUAAGAUGAUGCCUAGUGAAAAUCAACAAAUAUGCUACUGACUAUUUAGAGCCACUAGAGAUUAAUCCUAGUUUAAAGGUUUGUCUUUUGGGGCCUCGAGUUCCCUUUGCCCUGCAUCUCUAACUCACCACACUUAAAAGAGUGGGUUUAAAACGUCAUUUGAUAUCAUCACGUUGGAUCUGCUACAGGAAAACUAGAAAUUUGGCCUUAUCCUGUUCAGAUGUUUGAGGAAUCAGAAGAUCUCAUGACUAUUUAAUUCAUAUCAUGUGUAUUCAAAACAAUUUCUUUUACAGAUUCAAUCACUUAAUGAAUGUGUGUUUGCUGCAGAGCUCUCCUGCCUGUUCUGUGGGCAAAGUAACAGAACAAGAUCCUUUUCUCUGAAAUUAGUGAGUGUGCCUGUGCAAGAGGAAUUUUCUCAAAUUCUUGGUCUGAAAACUUUCAUUUAGUCAACAAAUGUUUAUUUGGGGGUGGAUGUAAAUAACCAAAUAAACCACAGGAAGCUGCCAGCCCUGAUUUAUCAAGUUCACACAGGUUUUUAUUACUUCGCGUUCUGGGGCUAACCUAAAAUGCAGCAGUGAAGUCAGUCAGCACAGCUUCAUUUAGGUUUAGUUUCAGACUGAAAUAAACUUCAUGUGACUGGGGGGUUGGACUAGAUGAUCUCUAGAGGUCCCUUCCAACCCUACCAUUCCAUGGUUCUGUACUGCCAAAAACUGCCUUUAAUUUCAUUGUACAAUUUGGAUAUUUCACAGGUUAUAAGGCUGGCUGUGAUUAGUCACAAACAUAUUGCAUUUACCACCAAAACCAGAAUCCAGCUAAAGAAUUCUCCUCCUUUUUUAUCCAUUUCAUACCAAAAAACCCCAUUUUUAACUUCAACUGAACCAAAAAGCAAGCUGUCACUGUGAGGGCUGCAGUGGAACUCUUACUGAGCCAAAUUUAACCAUUAUUUUUACACAUAUGUACUUUAAAAUUAGCCAAGGUGCUCAUUAGCUCUGGCCCUAGGCUAUCAGUUCUGUGAUGGGAAGGGAAUCAGUCUAAAGCAGGAACACAAACAGGUCUUCAGGAGCUUUAUGGAAAUACAAGAAGUUUUUAAGAAUCAUUCUGGGUUUUUUUUCACCUCCAUAUUUGUCCAAGAGCUGCUUGGGGUGCAAAUCUAAACCACUCUGGAAUGACUUAUUUACCCAAGACUGCAGUUCUGAGAAGCAUGAUGAACAACUCUUGAUAUAAGACUUUGUUUGUUCUCAGUGAUCUGAAGUUGCAGAUUUCAUUGCUUUCCCAACUCAGAAGGCUGGAAUAGUCUCAGACUUAUAAAUACUUACGACUUCCCCAAACGUUUUCUGCACUUCAGUGUUUCAUGCAGCCUGACAAGAGAGUUCCUGUUUGCAGUGGGAAAUCAUAAUGGCUCCAAGCAUAUUUAAGACUGAGACAAAAAUACCAGCUUAUUUGGCAGCAAGCUGUCACUGUUUUGAGCAGCACAUGCUUCUAACUGUGUUUGAAUUAUAUUUCUAGUGACUUCCAGUUCUCCUCCUCAGAAACCUGUUCUUCAUUGGACAAAAUGUCAUGAAUUAACAAAAUAGAGAAUGGCAUCCACAGCAAAGCCGUGGAGUUUAGUGAGCUGCUGUUGUCUGGGAAACCAGCUCCAGUCUCUCUCCAGCAGUUAAUUUGUUCUCAGCUUCCACUCAGAUUCAGUUUUACUUUGCAGACUAGCCUAGGUCAGCUGCCACAACGAUGACCUUGGUACCUCCCAGGUGCUGUAAUGUACUCAUGUCAUUCCAAAGAGCUGUAUGUGUUUUCUCCUCUUGUUUUCCAAAUAUAUGUGAGCUACACACAGCACAUGGGGUCAAAAAGAGGUGAUAUGUGGAGCUCAGAUCUUAAAGCUUUUUCUCAGGAAAUGCCCAGACUUGGGUAGCUUUGACAAACCUCUGUGUACAGAAACACCAACUCUGCCUACUGACUGCUCAGUAAAGCCUAGAGAGGAAGGCAGAAGCUGUCUCGACUGACUUCCUCCAAAGUGUGUCUAAAAGGGCCUCCAGACUGAAAGGAUCCGGGUUGUGCACCUAAACCCAAGUUAGAUCCAAAAUCCAAUGAGGUCUAGUGUCCAAGUUCAUGGACUGAAAAGGAAGUAAAUGUCAAAGUUGCUUACAAUGCCAGAAAAGAAACUGCUCAGUUUUGGGGCUGAGGGUAAGAUCUUCAUUUUACAUUGCUCAGUAUUGUUCCUUUCCCAUUAAGUUUUGUUUCCUGGUUAUUCUUCACUUUUGCUAGAGCAGCAUCUUUGUUAUUGAUCUUACAUUUGUCAGUUGGAAUCCAGAACUCUGGUUUUCCCAAGCUGGUACUGUGUUGAUGCUCUUGUGUUGUGGAAGUGGACUAGAAAUGCCUCAGUACUGCUGCUUUACCUUUCUCUCACUGGCAUGGGGUUUGACACAGUAACCAAACCACUAGCCUACAUUUCUAAUGUGAGCUUGUCUAGCUGUACACCUGAGCCUUGUAAAAACUGCCAUGUUGUAUCAAGUGAGAAUCAUUUAAUAGGAAUAGUGACUGGGUCUGAAAGUGUAGGGAAGCUGUAAGGAACGUGCCCUGCCCUGAGGGACCUCCUCAGCACAGGGCUAGACCACUGUGUCUAAGAAUCACUGACAUUGUCCUUCAGCAAAUUGACUUAUCCCUUUUUGAACCCACUGAAACACUUAAACAAAAUCCAGGAGAAAGUACCACAACCAUCUUUGUCACUUUUAGAACCUGCCCUUUGUUUCCCAGCUGCCCUGGGUUAACGUGUGCUGCCUCACACUGGCGCUGAGUUCUCUUUGUUCUGUGUAGUAAAGAACAUGGAGUAACUGUUACCAAACCAUCUUCUCCAUAUUACAGAUUAUUUUACAGGCUUCUCACAUUUCAUUUCCUCUCACCCUCCUGUCUAGGUUGAAAGACCUGAUUUAUUCCAUUACUGUCUGUAUCUUUUUGGAGAUAGAGACCAAUAACCUGCUUUUCAACAGGAACACAGACUAAAUCAUGCAAUUCCUCCAUUUCCUCAGUUUCCUGUUGUUCCCACAUUCAGUAGCAACCACAGAGGAUUGAGAUCUCCGUGUAACAUAAAAGCCACAAGAAACACCAGUGAGAGUGCAGGACACCUGAGAUUACAGUAACUGACAUUACUACACAGAUUGCUCAAGCUAAUGCAUCCUGACCAUCCAAACGUGCAGCUGGAGAAAACCAGCCUGAGGUGAUGGAGAAAGGUGACAAAAUCAUUAACACAAAAAGGGGAAAUGACUUGUUCUCUAUCCCAUAAUGACAAGUAUUAACAGACAGUAACUGGACAGUAAAGCACUAAGUUAGAGCCUUGCAUGGAAAAACAGGCUACAAGUUUUUUCUAUCCCCUUUACCCCCCACUGCAUCUGUUGAUUACCUGAUCAGCCUGGUGCAGACGUGCCUGAUUUCAGAUGCUCUUUCUGUUGUUUUGCAUUCUCAUCACCAGAGGAUAUGAACAGCACUUAGCACUUUUACUUAUGGAGGUUUACGCCAGUUCUCCCUUUUUUUUAUGCACAGUCACAGUUUUAGAGGUGGAGGAAUUAGGUAAAUGCUUCUGCUACCAUAUAAAUGAGGCAGCCACAUAGAUUUUCCUACUAUUAACAAACAGCUAAAGAAUACAAGAAAGAGAGGUUAAUAUUCUUAUCCUAUUUUGUACAGUGAGCUGAGCUUUGCCAGCUCCCCCACAAGCCCAGUGUAGGUGCAAUUUGCUGUACAAUUUGCUAUACAUAAAUGUCUGCAUUAAAAAGAUGUUUUUGCAGUCUGCAUACACACACAUAUAUAUAAUGAUCCAAAACACAGCUGUAAAGGAGCAUCUGAAGUGGGAUUAGAGGUGAGGAAUUGGAGAUGGUUCCUUUCCUGUAUUUUACAAAUUAUAGCUUUUGAAUUAAAAUAUUUUUUUGAAUCUCUUCUUUACUGGGAGACAGAGGAAGGGAGAAAGGGCAUGUUCCAUGCUCAGAGUCCAGCCAGCUGCCCCGAGUCUGAGCUGGUAAAAUAGCCAUUCUGAUUUUACAUCACCAAAGAGUCUGCUCCAGUAUAUUUUCUUCUUCCUAAGCACUUUUCCUGGCUAUUUCUGUGCUGUGAGUCAUUUAAGAGUAAUAGUUGCAUUUUUAAAGUGAUGUAGGGCUUUGUCACCAAAAUGGUGCACUUCAGAGCUCUGCCAGGCUGCAGCCUCGUAAAGCUCAUUUAUAGUUUUUACAACAAUGCUUUUGCAAUCUCACUAGUUUACAUUAAGAUCCUUUAAGCCACAAGGAAAGGAACUCCAUUCUAUACAUUUAAAUUCGAGCUUCAUUUACCAGUGCAAAUCCCAUAACACCGGGAUGGACUCCCACAAAAAUGGUAUUGGGCUUUUUGUUAUAGAUGAAAAGAUAUCAAAAAAACCCUCUUAAAAUACAGGGAACUAUUUUUGUUAUUAUUUUUAUCUCUGGCAACAGCUGGUCUCCUCCACAAGCCUGUGCACAGCUUGCUAUCAGCAGGUUAUGAGAGAAGCUUAUUCAGUAUAAAUCACUAAACCAGGGAUCUUCUUGUAGGACUCUAUGGUGUCAGCAUAGUAAAGGCCUGUUGUUUGGGGUUUUUUUUUCACUUGAAAGAUAGUGCUGUAUGAGUGUUUUAAAACAUUCAGUAGCUGAUCCAUUCCAGAUCAUAUUUUCCACUACAAAAAAUAUAGGUUGUGUAGACAGUGCAGAGGAACUGUUGUGGACUUCUAUUCAUGAUUUAGUUGUUUUUUCUCCCAGUCUGUUCCUGCCUAUAAAACACAGAUUUAAGCAAAGGGCUGCAUUAUUUCUUGCAUGGUAAUGAACUGUCUGGAAAGCAGGAAAUUAGACUUCUAAGCCAAGUCCAUAACAACUAUAAAUGGUCAUCAGAUUUGUCUUUCUGGCCUUUCUUCUACUAACUUGAAUUAUACCUAGGAAGGUCUCUGGGUUUUUACACAGCAGCAGAGAUGGUAACACUAUUCACUGAGAAUCUUUUUCAUCAUAAACUGCUGAAGAAUGGUUUCUAUGAGUUGGUCAUUUAUGGUACACGCUUUGGUAAAACUCCUCGCUUGACAAUGUUCCUGCUUCACAGGAGGCUGUUGGGUUUCCCACAGCAGCAUGUAAAAUGGCACAUCUAUCCUUUCUUGGAUAUAUAAUGAUUGUCUAGUUAAAUUACUUAGAACAUAAAGGAUUCCUGAGCAAAUACAGUACCUUAAAACACUAGGUAUAGAACACACUAUACCCUGUAGCAACAAAUAAAACUCAAUGUGCUGGCAAAAGAUCACGAAUCAUUUUCUAGUAACACACAGUCCAGCUCUUUGCUCUCAUUGCCAAUACCAGCAUAACUGGUGGCAAAAAUCUCCUUUCCAACAGGAACAAAAAUAGAUAAAUCACUCCAAGAUUAAAGAAUCACUUAGAGAAUCAUUUGAUAGUAACAGUGUCCGCAAUGCAGGCAACAGAACUUCUCUUGCUGCAAGUAGGAGGGAAAUCUGUCAGUGUCCAUGUUCACUGUUCUGUCCAAAGCCAAAAUAAGUGUCUAGGAACUUGCCACUAUAUUUUUUGUAUUAGAAGUGAAUAGUACAGAUUCUACUAGUGUUUCUUGUCUAG
Molecule: messenger RNA, 9050 nt
Organism: Colius striatus (speckled mousebird)
Lineage: Eukaryota; Metazoa; Chordata; Aves; Coliiformes; Coliidae
Gene: UNC5D
Product: unc-5 netrin receptor D
Exons: 17
Coding region: 270-3122 (950 amino acids)
Biological process (GO): netrin-activated signaling pathway
Cellular component (GO): membrane
Molecular function (GO): protein binding; netrin receptor activity
Source: RefSeq, a predicted model, not a curated record